Molecule: messenger RNA, 2433 nt
Organism: Trichomonas vaginalis G3
Lineage: Eukaryota; Parabasalia; Trichomonadida; Trichomonadidae
Product: WD40 repeat-like family
Exons: 1
Coding region: 1-2433 (810 amino acids)
Molecular function (GO): protein binding
Source: RefSeq, a predicted model, not a curated record
AUGUCUUUUAGUAUUCCUUUCUGUCAAGAAAAAUGCCCGAAACUAUCAGACAUUUUUCUAAUCAAAGCAUGCCCAAAUAGUGGAUUAAUGGCAUUUGUUUCACAAUCCACAAUUUAUCUCGGACAAUCUUCGAUUUAUGGUUGUCCAAUCAUAGCAAAAUAUCAACAAACUGAUGAAGAAACACAAAAACACGGACCAAUAUACUGGAUGCAGUGGUUUGAUCGAAGUUCUAUUGCAUGGGGAACUUGUUCUGGAAGAAUUCGCGUUGGAUCUAUAAAUCAUGAGAACCAAUCGAUUACAAUUACAUCAACAUUCAAUGUAAAUAUGCCAAUGAACGCCGUUUUUACAGCUUUCAAUUACAUUGCUGUUUGUGAUUCAAAUUCCAAUAUAUUUUUCUUUUCCAAAGAUGGCAAACAUAAGUCGACAAUUAGUUUUAAGAAAGAUACAGCACAAUUCAAGUCAGUAAACUUUAUUAGUCCUCGUUAUUUCUUUGGAAUUUACGGUGGAGUACCUUUAGUCGCAUUUAUUGACGAAAAUACAAUCGAGCAUCAUACACAGUUCUUGUUUAAUUUCGAGCAAGUUGACAAUGCAAAGUUGAUUAGUUAUUGCCCUAGAACUGCAGUUCUUGCUUUUGCGAAAACGGACAACUCUGUACAGAUUCUAAUAGUCGGAAUUUCAAGCGAAACAUUUUAUACGAUAACACCGCCAGGAGACGAUGAAAUUUUAAAAUUAUAUUGGUCAAUUGACGGAAAAUACCUUUAUUCCAUAUUUUCCAACGGUAGAGUUGUUAUUUGUAUUAUAGACCUUUUUGAAAGAGUCACCUUUCUUAUCCCAGACCUUUCUGAUUCUGUAAAUUUGGAAUUUAAUUCUCAAUCUCAACAGCUUUUCGUUUCUAAUCUUAAAGAAACCAAGGUAUUCUAUAUCGGACGUAACAACCAUAACAUUAUGUUCACUCCAAAUUCACUUGUUGAGCAUAGAACGAACAAAUUUGUUGCAAAAAUCGACGAUUCUGAGAAAUCCCUUCCUUCUAAGAUAUUUCCUAUACAGUAUGCCACAUCAUAUAAGAAUAACUACGCUGUAGCAAACGCGAAGGGCUUCGUAAUGAUCAAUAACAACAAAUUUUCAGAUUUUAUUCCUUCAAAAAUAGAUAAUAUGUGUUUCAUGAAGGAAUUUUUAUUCGUUUUCGGAUUGAGAGUUGAAGAAUUGAAGCAAACAUGGUACAGAGUUCAAGUUUUUAGCAAAAACUUCCAAAGACUCGCCACGUUCGAGAUCAAUCACCAUCCUUCGCAUUUGUCAUCAUAUAAACAUACAAUUCUGGCUUCUUGUGACACAAAAUACACAAUUAUCAAAAUUACUAAGGAAAAAACACCGAUUCCGUUUGGAAACAGGUUCAUUUCGAUACGAACUACUGAAGAAAAGUCCAAGAUACCGAUUAUUGGCUCUGCAAUUACAGAAAAUGAAGAAGUUUUAUUAUUAUACAAAGAUUUGAAUGUCGUACAGCAGCCAAGCAACGAUAUAAUUGCAAGAAAAGUUAGAUCAAUAUGGAAUAAUGACUAUCCACAAGUUACAGUCCUCCAAAAAUCGAAUUCUUCAAUAAUUUAUUACAAAUCGGCAACUAUUCUGAAAUCCAAUAGUGUAUUCUAUUGUGACAGUUCAAAGAUAUACUCAUUAUCAUCGAAUCAGGCCUUAGGAUCAAUUACUUUCUUUAAUGAAAAUUAUAUUUCAGAAUUUUUACCGGAGUUCAACAAAAAUGAAGCGGCAUUUCGGAACAUUUAUUUAAUCCUUAAAGAUGACCCGAAUUUCGCUUCAAUUUUUGCAAAUAGCUUAGAAUUAAUUUUCAAACACACCAAAGAAAAUUUGGAGCCAUUUUUGGAAUUAUACAUGAAAGUACUUCAACCUGAUGAAUUUGCAACCGUAAUUUCGGAGUCGAUCCGAGUAAUAAAAAACAAACAUCGUCAAGUUUUAUUGGAAAAUCCCAAAUUGAACUGGAGCCAAAUCAUGAACAGGAUUCCGAACCGCGAUGCCGUUCGAAUUUUGUUGAACGUUCAACCAAAUUAUUUUUCUAAAUUUGCCCAGGAAGCGAAACUACAGGACCCAACAUCGCUUGUACAAACUAUUAUUGACUACGGCGCUGUUCUAAUCGGUUACAGAUUCGCAAUUAUUUAUAAUCUCAAUCCAUUUGACAUUUUAUCGAAAAUGGAUCCUUACAAAGCCAUAAGAGUACUUAAAAUAGAUAGGAUUAGAUAUGACAAUGCACAAUUUAACGAAUUAAUCGAAAAAAUUCGGAAACUUUUUGAAAAUCAACAGUUUACACUGCUUUUAUACGUUUUAGAUCUGUUCUCCACUGACCAGAAUGCAAUUUUGUUCCUUGAAAUGAAUUAUAAGAAUCUUUCGGCAGAUUUCGCUAAAUUGAAGGCAAGAUUGAACGAAUAA